AUCAUUAACCUUGCUUGUGCUGUUAUGUUAAGACCACACGCCUCAGAGAAGCCAUGAACAGACCCAAUUUCUAUAUUCUGCUUCUUGCUGGUGUCUUGGUCAACGGGAAAGCCCUCCGAUGGCAAAACGAAUUAGACCUGCCCUUACAGUUUAACUGCCCUUCAAGACAAUCCAUCUCUCACAUAAAAAGUCAGCAUGACAACAACCAUGAAGACCGUGUGUGGGACUUUGAGUGCAAAGACACGUUUGUCUAUGAGCCCGAGUGCCACUGGUCUCCUUACGUAAAUGACUUUGACCAGGAGUUUGCCUUUGAAUGCCCCAGAAACUAUGUCCUCAAUGGGAUGAACAGCUAUCAUUCCAACCCCCAUGAGGACAGAAGGUGGAGGUUCUAUUGCUGUAGAGUCAACAGCUACUGUAACCAGGACUGUCAGUGGACCCCCUACGUCAACUACUUUGAUGAGUUAAUCUCUUGGAAAGUCCCGAGCCUGAACUACCUAGUUGGGGCCGGAAGCUACCAUUCCAAUCCUCAUGAAGACCGUCGCUGGAGAUACCAGUACUGCACACGGACGAAAAACUGCUGAUAUUACGGCUGAUUAUUGCAUUCUUGAGUAAAGAUUGCCUACUGCCUA
Messenger RNA from Coregonus clupeaformis (lake whitefish), 629 nucleotides. Its product is annotated as hemagglutinin/amebocyte aggregation factor. Bases 54 to 581 code for a protein of 175 amino acids. The transcript is spliced from 5 exons. The record is from RefSeq and is a predicted model, not a curated record. NCBI's taxonomy places the organism in Eukaryota, Metazoa, Chordata, Actinopteri, Salmoniformes, Salmonidae.